Molecule: messenger RNA, 385 nt
Organism: Ochotona princeps (American pika)
Lineage: Eukaryota; Metazoa; Chordata; Mammalia; Lagomorpha; Ochotonidae
Product: zinc finger protein 334-like
Exons: 5
Coding region: 2-385 (127 amino acids)
Biological process (GO): regulation of DNA-templated transcription
Source: RefSeq, a predicted model, not a curated record
GAUGAAAAAGUCUGCUCCGAGUAGCCCUGCAGCCUGCAACAUGAGUCCCCGGCUGGAGAACACCAACACACCUUCAGUGUUGGUGUCAUUUGAAGAUUUGGCUGUGUACUUUACCCAGGAAGAAUGGCAGAAUAUGGAUGAUACUCAGAGGGCCCUGUACAGGGAGGUGAUGCUUGAGACAUAUAACAAUCUGCUGUCCUUGGGGUACCAAAUGACAAAGCCUGAUGUGAUCCUCAAGUUGGAGCAAGAAUCAGUACCACAGACAGUGGAAAGCUCUGUCAACCAGGCACUUUCAGAUCCCUACAGAAAGAAUGAGCUGCUUGGAGCUAAUCAGCAAAGUCAAUUCAUAAUUUUCAGGCAAGUUGUAAUGAUAAAAAUUACAUAA